Salvelinus namaycush (lake trout) is the source of this 324-nucleotide messenger RNA. RefSeq names its product cocaine- and amphetamine-regulated transcript-like (gene cartl). The record is from RefSeq and is a predicted model, not a curated record. Gene Ontology annotation, biological process: adult feeding behavior; negative regulation of appetite; cellular response to starvation. The transcript is spliced from 3 exons. Gene Ontology annotation, molecular function: neuropeptide hormone activity. The coding region runs from base 1 to 324 and encodes 107 amino acids. NCBI's taxonomy places the organism in Eukaryota, Metazoa, Chordata, Actinopteri, Salmoniformes, Salmonidae.
AUGGAUAGCUCAGGAGUGCUGCUCCGACUGCUGUGCAUCGGCCUGAUGUCUGUUAUGUGCCGAGGACAGGCGUCACAUGAAGUUUCCGCAGAGGACUUUGGCGCGCAGAACUCUGCCGCGGCCGCAGAGAAAGAACUUGUGGAUGCGAUGGAGGCUCUUCUAGUGAAGAUGCAGAGCCAUCUGCCUUCCAAUGAGAAGAGAGGCAUGAUCCGUCCUUGUGGUAUGGGUGACCGGUGUGCCUUGAGGCAUGGACCCCGCAUUGGGAAGCUCUGUGACUGUGGCAGAGUCAGCAGCUGCAACUCCUUCCUCCUCAAAUGUCUCUAA